Molecule: messenger RNA, 9471 nt
Organism: Scophthalmus maximus (turbot)
Lineage: Eukaryota; Metazoa; Chordata; Actinopteri; Pleuronectiformes; Scophthalmidae
Gene: capn15
Product: calpain 15
Exons: 13
Coding region: 2495-6175 (1226 amino acids)
Biological process (GO): proteolysis
Cellular component (GO): cytoplasm
Molecular function (GO): calcium-dependent cysteine-type endopeptidase activity
Source: RefSeq, a predicted model, not a curated record
GUGGAGCCUGCUUGAGCUGCAUUUAGUAGUUCAUGUUUGAUAAUCAACCCAAAUGCUUUCUAUGCAACAGGGGAUUCAGAAGAGAAUGAGGUAGGAUACUGAGGCCUGUGCUUUGUGCAGGGUUUUUUAUCGGUGAACACAGUCAAGUCAGAGGGAUUCUGAGAGACCACGAAUGAGGUCGGCAAAGUGAUAUGAAGUGGAAGAGAGCGGAAAGGGGAAAGUGUGAAGGCUUAUCUCGGUAAUGUGCAGGGACAGUUGAGCAAUGAUGAGUGCUGCAGUCACCACUGUCUUCUGCUUAACCCUUUACUGGCGAUGCCCUUAUCGGGGAGCCGACAGACAAAGGACAUCUCGGUGUCUGAGAGAGUUUCUGUAAGCCGGUGUUUAUUUCAGGUGGUGCGCAAGACUGAAUGUGCCUCGUCCUGUCCGGCCUGUUUCUGUCAAUCCACCGUUAGUCAUCACUCUCGGGGAUACUUCCAUUCACGUCAUUGAGUGAGACCUCCUCGACUGGGACUCUAGUGAGGCAGCCUUCCAGCUCUUCCCUCUGCUCUGCGCAUGCGCACUGCCGACACUCCAGUAAUCCGCUGUGAGGGAGAGAUCGCAGCCGCGUGCACUGCGCUCAGGCGAUCGGCGAGGAGGGAUUUGAAGCACCACGGACGAACACAUCGCGGGGACAACGGGACAUCUUCGAGCGUACAAUCUUGGCAUAUGGAAUAUCGGCUUGGCAGCGGUCGGACACCGGCACACUCCCGGUGAUGGAGCAGCUUCUUUGACAGCGUGAGCGGUCUCGCAUCCGCGGUUGACAACGGGACUCGCGGCGAGGAUGUGUCCCGCCGAGGCUGCACGUCUACAGCCCGACACGCCGAGGGGACGCGAGGGGGACGGAGGGCGGUGAAAUGCGACUGAGGUCCCUCUCCUGGACCAGACCCCCUCCAACCUGCACGUCGCCCGCUUCGGCACGACCCCCUCCUCCUCCUCCUCCUGGCCUCGGUGCCGCUGCGUGCGACACUUCAUUUUUUUGUAUUUCAAACACAAGUAACGUUCCGCACCUGAAUAUCAAAGCCCACUUGCGUGUGCGUUAUCGGCGAUGAACCCGAGACGAUGAAGUAGAGUUUAAAAACCCACGUGAUCCCCGCGAUGGUGUGAUGAUCAUACUAAAUGGAAAUGGAAACCAAAAGAAACCAGGGGAUGUAGCCGCCUCUCCGGGCUCCUUCUCCUCGGCAGGUCGCAGGAUCCACGCCUCACAAGUCCACAGAACAUCCAAGAGCAAGUUGACUGAGGCGGAGCGGUCGGUGGGAUUAGACAGAAACUAAAAGAGGUGUCUCUCCGUCCUGGCAGACCUUGGGAGCGGAGCUGUGUUUAACAGUUUAAAGAGCAGUUCUCCACGGUUUCCUUCAGGUUGAGUUAUGAACUUUCGCCCGAGUUGUUCUCCGAUUUAUUUACAUUGCGAACACCAGAAGUGGCCUCAUCUCUGGGAAAGACAAAAAACCACAUGUUUCAAACAUGAGGGUUUAUCUGGUGGGAGAAGUGCAGCUGGGUUGUUUCAACCUCCGCAGCAGCAGCUGUUAGUCAGACUGGAUGUCUGAAAGAUGAGACCUGGAUAUUAGCAUACUUUCAGCUUUGCCAACACCCUCCCAAGGAAAUGCAGUGCAUUGAUUUUCCUCCAUCGCCCACGUCGUAAAUAACUCCUUGAAUAAAUAUUGUGUGACUUUUCUUUUAGAUUUUUUUUAUUCCAGUAAGUUCCAUGCCUCCGUUGAUCAGCGUCGGCGGUGUGUACGGACCUUGGUGUCGUCUCGGUGUGCGGUAUCCCGGACGUGCCACCGCCCCUCCAUUUUUUGGACCUGAAGUUUUCCCACAGGUGCACCGUGCGGCUGCCGAGAUGCCGAGAGACGACGAACGUGUACAGCGGCGUGAUCGUGUGCGCACCUGUUCCUGCUUUUGUUGAGCGUCUGAGCGUGUGCAAAGGGAAAAGGGGAAACCAGACAUGAGCGUGCACAGACCGGAGACAUGUGUCAGGAGGAACGCGGGAGGAAUUGUUAGUGGCACUGUGGAGUACUUCAUGCUUAAAGUCUACAAGACACCGAGAUUUGGAGCCUUUGCUGUGAGAAAAUUGUAUUUUCCUCCUCUCUGAGACCAACCGGUGAAGUGGACUCGCUGCUCUACACAUAAAAUUACUUUUUCAAUUGAGACGUCUUCCUCCAUGAGCUGUAGGGAAAUCCACCCUGAUCUGCACACUUGGCCACCUGCAAGCUGCACAGAUUUUUCGAGGACCCUCAUCUUUGAUUCCCUGUCACUGUGUUUUUUUGCGGGAGGAAAUUUGUUACCAGAAAGUUUACAGCAAAUAGAAACACAUGAUUAGUCUUGCUGCUGUAAUCCAAACAACCCCUUCAUCAUCUCCCCAAUCAUUGUAUCUCUCUGAAUACAACCGUGGCUCCCUUGUCGACGUCUGUGCUCUCAGGGCAAACGAGGUCUAUCUGUCCGAGUGAAUUCAGAGACGAUGGGGAGCUCAGCCUCGUCUCUCACUGCGGAGACUGAGUCGGACCAUGGCUUCCGCAGCACCCCCUACCCAUCGCCACCCCCCUUGGGCUGGCUCAGGAACAGCCACAGCAGCCCGGUGUGGGGCACCACCUUCAUCACACGUCAGCAGCAGCACCCGCUGCCUCACCGAGAGCGCAGCCACUCUCACUCUCCUGGCUCCAUGGCAGCAGCAGUGCGAGUCAGUGAGUGGUCAUGUGGACGCUGUACCUUCCUGAAUGCCGGCGCAGCACCUCGCUGUUCCAUUUGUGAGGCACCGCGACAGAAGCCCGACCUUAACCAGAUCCUGCGGCUGAGCAGCACUGAGGAGCAUCGCUGGGCAUGCCCCCGCUGUACCCUAAACAAUCCCCAGGGAUCUGGAGCCUGCUCUGUCUGCGGCUUUGGGCCAUCCCCUGCGACUCACACCCCCCCCACCACGACCAUGGCCGCCACUUCCAACGGCCUCCCAUCUGCUCCGCCUGAGCCUCCGACACCCACGCUCCCCCCCAUAGUUCUCCUUGAGCCCCAUGGACAGCAUCCAGCUAAGGAGGAAGUUCUACGACGGUCUGAGAGCAAUGGAGAGGUGGGCGGCCUGGAGGGGCAGCACUCGGGCUGGGCUUGCCCCCGAUGCACACUCCACAAUACACCUGUGGCUCUGUCGUGCUCAGCCUGCGGUGGCCCCAGAAAACUGUCUUUGCCUAAAAUCCCCCCGGAGGCUCUGGUGGUGCCUGAGGUGCACACGCCUGUGCUGGGAUUUCCAGUUCACACAGCAGGAGCUGCCCCACUACUCAUAGACCUAACAGAUGACUCUCCCCCAGCCCCUCCCUGUGAUCCUCAGGAACCUCCCCAUGUCCCCUCACAGUCCCUCUCCUCCCCUUUUACUUCUUUUUCUUCCCUCCAGAACAACCCUGUGCCCCGCAGCAGGAGAGAGGUGCCCCCUCCAGGACGUCAACCGAACCCAGGCACCACCACUCCCAGUCCCACUUCACCUUCAACGGCCACUGUGCCACCCCAGCCAGGCCCCCAGCGGCCAGCCAAACCCAAACAUGCCCAACCGCAGGAACCCUCAUACCCCAGCAAGCGCCUCAGUAUCUUGGAGGAAGAAGACCCUCAGCACCACCUACUGAACCCACUCCUCCCUGUUGCUUCCUCAGCUGCCCCCACCUGGAAGUGCCCGAGCUGCUGUUUGUCCAAUCCAGGUAGCUCAUCUAAGUGCGAGGCCUGCCGAUCAUCGCGGGCAGGUGCGGACCUCAUUGACCUUGUUGGCUGCGAGACAGUACGAUUCACCCCGGCCAGCCCCUCCAGCCCGGACUUUAGCACCUGGGGGUGUUCCAAGUGCACCCUGCGCAACCCUACGGGUGCACCUAAGUGCUCAGCCUGUGGUUCUUCCAAGCUGCAUGGCUUUCAGGAACAGCAGGCGCCCCUGCCCCGCUGCUGUACACAUUGUGGCCUGCCGUCUGGCCCUGGUACUACUUGCUCCUGCACACCUUCCUCUUCGAGUCACAAAACACGGAAACAGACCCGGGGCUUCCCUUCCUCCUCCCCUGCCAUCGCUUGUUCAAGUACCUCCUCAUCCGCUUCAUUGAGCCUUCAAGAGAAGGUGGGACAGUGGAGCUGCCCAGCAUGUACGCUGCUCAAUGAUAUCAAGGCCAAGAACUGUGCUGCAUGCCACACACCCCAGCAGUACCUCACCCUUCGCAAAGUGAUGAAGCCAUUGAAGAGGAGGGAGAGCAUGCAUGUAGAGGCACGUCGACGAAAUGAUGAAGGCGAGGCCAAGGAGCUUUGGGAGAACAUAGUCACCUUUUGCAGAGAGAAUUCUGUGAACUUUGUGGAUGACAGUUUCCCCCCAGGACCUCGCUCUGUGGGCUUCCCAGAAGGCGACAGCGUCCAGCAGCGAAUCAAAAAGUGGCUGCGCCCCCACGAGAUCAACUGCAGCAACUUCAAAGACCGAGGCGUCAAGUGGUCCGUCUUUCGCACGCCGCGGCCCUCCGACAUCCUGCAAGGCCUGCUCGGAAACUGCUGGUUCCUUAGUGCGCUGGCAGUGCUGGCGGAGCGCCCAGAGCUGGUGGAGAGGGUGAUGAUCACCAGGACUAUCUGCCCAGAGGGGGCCUACCAGGUCCGGUUAUGUAAAGACGGGACAUGGACGACGGUGCUGGUGGACGACAUGCUGCCCUGCGAUGAUUAUGGCUACCUGCUCUUCUCCCAGGCCCAGAGGAAGCAGCUGUGGGUGGCGCUGAUUGAGAAAGCCCUGGCCAAACUCCACGGCUCCUACUUUGCCCUGCAGGCAGGGCGGGCCAUCGAGGGCCUGGCCACGCUGACCGGGGCUCCCUGCGACUCGCUCAUGCUCCAGGUCAGCUCCACAAACCCCCGGGAGGAACCAAUCGAUACAGACCUGAUCUGGGCCAAGAUGCUCAGCUCCAAGGAGGCCGGGUUUCUGAUGGGUGCAUCUUGUGGAGGAGGCAACAUGAAGGUAGACGACGUCGUCUAUGAGUCUCUGGGUUUGCGGCCUCGACAUGCGUAUUCCAUCUUGGACGUACGCGAUGUCCAGGGUUACAGGGGCAGGCCUACACCCACAGUCUACAUCCGGCUGCUGCGGCUGCGUAACCCGUGGGGUCGCUUCUCGUGGAACGGCAGCUGGUCGGACGAGUGGACAGACUGGCCGCAGCACCUGCGUCACGAGCUGAUGGCUCACGGCAGCAGUGAGGGCGUGUUCUGGAUGGAGUACACCGACUUCAUAAAGUACUUUGACUCGGUGGACAUCUGUAAGAUCCACUCGGACUGGCAGGAGGUUAGGCUGCAGGGCUGCUUCCCCAGCAAGGCCAGCGGGCCGGUCACCGUCACAGCCCUCACUGUGCUGGAGAGGACGGCACUGGAGUUUGCUCUCUUCCAGGAGGGGAGCAGGCGUUCAGACACAGCCGACAGCCACUUGCUGGACCUGUGCAUCAUGGUGUUCCGCGCCUCCUUCGGCAGCGGCAACAAGCUGACCCUGGGCCGCCUGCUGGCCCACAGCAAGCGGGCGGUGAAGAAGUUUGUGGGCUGUGACGUGAUGCUGGAGCCGGGGGAGUAUGCCGUCGUCUGCUGCGCCUUCAACCACUGGCAGAUGAACGUCAAUGGGACGGGAGGUCCAGCCACACCCAUCUCCAGCCCUACCAGUGGAGCAGCGCGGCGGCCCAGCCAGGACUUCCCUGGCUACAUACUCGCCAUCUAUAGCUCCAGGCAGGUGAUGGUGGAGCAGGUGGAGGCACCGGCCACAACACUGGCCGACGCCAUAAUCCUCCUUACGGAAAACAAAGGGGAGAGACACGAGGGACGUGAAGGCAUGACGUGCUACUACCUGACCCACGGCUGGGCGGGGCUCAUCGUGGUGGUGGAGAACCGCCACCCCAAAUACUACCUCCACGUCUCCUGCGACUGCACUGACAGCUUCAAUGUGGUGUCCACGCGCGGCAGCCUCAAGACCAUCGACAGCGUCCCACCUUUACACAGGCAGGUGCUGGUUGUGCUCUCGCAGCUCGAGGGAAACGCCGGUUUCUCCAUCACGCACCGCCUGGCUCACCGCAAGGCGGCCCAGGCCUCUCUGGGAGACUGGACCCCCACGAAAGCCACCCACAGCCCACAGCUCACCCCAGACAUUGACGGCCUGCACCGGCCCAGGCCGCUAUGACCACCGACCACCGUACUCUCUUGUACAUACGCAGACUCGAAUCCAUUGAACUGUCGGACCACUGGAAAUCCAGGCCAGGGUGGGCAAGUGGUGUGUGUAGCCCUAAAACAUAGACAGAUCUGUUUCUGUGUGUCCUUUUUUGAUGAACACACACACACACACACACAUGAAUGUAUAAGCAUGAACUCCUAAUGCUCCAUAAAUGCUGACAUUUUCAUCCAGCCCUCGUGCACUCUGUCCCUUGCCAAGUGGAUGUGCCAUGUCAGGAUGAAAUGAGGGAAGCAGGCCACGCGGAGUGACCCGAGACGCACUCACACGACAAUUAUUCACAAUUAGUCACCUAGCGGGAUCCAGUUUGGACUACUUAAAAUUCUGGAGGUAUUUUUCACAAGCGCUGUAUGUGGAACAGAUGUCGGCCCUCUGGUUUUAUAUGCUCGGAGAGGACCCUGCUUUCAACGAGCUUCGCAAAAGCCAGGGUGGGGUGCUGUAACUACUGAGCCAUGUCCCGGGCCCACAACCAAUGAGCCAAUCCCCUUCAGCGACUGGACACUUCCCCCUUACUCCCCCAUGUCGUGCACCGAGACUGCUAACUAAGUGGGACACUUCAGGGGCGGGAAUUAUCUCACCCACCCUGUCAAUACGGUACUAAAUGAGCCAAACCCAACGUUUAGAUUUACUCGUGGUUGUUUUUUUUAUUUGAGAGAAUACACUCGUCAGUAUCAGUCUUACCUGUUUUAAUACAUGACCCAUGUUGCUGUUUUGUCCACAUUUAUGUUCUUGAGGUGAUUAGAACAAGCCAUCAUUCAUGUAGUACUGUGAGGCCUCUCUCCCCAUCACCGCAGUGCUGUCAAGCUCAGGACCAAACUCACCAUUUGUAUAGUUCGCUGGAGUCGAGCAAAACCUCAGGCUGAUCCAGAGACAGCUGUGGUAGCUGAAACAGCAUCUUUCUGUAUCUCUGUUGUUCGUCAACACUUACGGGGCAGGGCUGCAGCAUUGAAGGUGGGGUUGUGUUUUGGGAGGUUUUAUCUGGAGAAGCACUGACGUGUAAUGAAAUCCCCUCCCCUCGUUCUCUGAUAGACUAACAUACAGUUUUGGCUACAGAGAAACAAACUAUAGCUUUUUUUUUUUCUCUCUGCUCUUCGAUUAAUUUUCACUCCGCCUCAGUUUUGGGUCUGAACACAUGGUAUAAGAGAAGCUGUUUUCACACGGACAGUGUCCGUACAAUGGGGUCCCGAUAUUUCCCAGAGUUUGCCUUUCACACAUGACGAACGCAGCAGGAGAUUGUCGCCAGAUAGAAGCGUUCACACCAGGAGGAAAAUGUGUUUUGGUUUACAGUCAUCAACAAGCUGUGAAUUUUGUGGAGAUUUUCCUGCUGAAUUCUCACAUGGGCUCACUGUGACAUUCUCCAGAAAAGGUUACUGGGGGCUGGUGGACAUUUGCGUUCUCACAUACAGCCCCUGUAUAAAUUCAGGAAAAUUGUCAGGACAACAGUUCAGUCAGAAAGCAGCCAGAGUGAGUUCAUGCUGAAUCUUGCACUUCUGGAUUGUGACACAUUAAAGUCUGUGUCUGGUCCUUUUUUUGUCGCAGAAGGUCAGUGAGUGUUUGUUUGUUUCUCACACUUGAGCAGUUUGACGGUGUGUGGAUCGAUGCAGUGGCGUACUUUGGGACUACUCUGGGAGCGAGUUGCUGUUUGAACAGUCAGUAUGCCGUAGGGGAGAUCUUAAGAAGAGCCGCCGCGUUUACUUUGGGAGGUCAGGGACCACUCUUGUUUGCUCGGGUGCAGUGCGAGCAUCUUGGUCGUCCUCCCGCAAGAAUACACUGACAGCACAUUAGCGACAGCACCGAGUCUGCGCGUUAUAAACAAAUCUCCAUUUUGUCAGAUUGCGAGCACACACGACAAGAGAGACAAUGAGCCCGGGAGCUAUGUUGUGACAGAAUAUGGUUUUCGUUCUCUCUGAGGAUAGGUUGGCCCACAGCUGUUCGCACGCAGCUCCUCUUGUAGGGCCCCGCCCACCUGUUCAUUCCAAUAUAUCCGCUGUCAGAGAGCCAUUACUCAUCUUUCACUUGAGGAUCUGUCCUUGCUCACCAUGGCAACGAAGAUGUUUUAUUAUCGAGGGGGAGGACUAAUGCGGUACUAUAACAAGUAACACAAUGUUUUACUGUUCUUUUGUGAAAUGAGAAAAAUCUUGAGCACUGAUAAGAAAAUCCCUGGAGAUGGUUUGGAAGCAGAAUUUAAUUUUUUUUUAUGUCGAUAGCAUUUUGAGUUCCUCCGUGAGAUGAUUCAGCUCACCACUUGACCUCGGCAACCUCGAGUCAAGAGUGCUGAGGCGUGCGUCAUCUCGCUGCCAUCGACCCUUAUUGAUCGACGGCCUUGAGAAGCGGCACUGUGUCCCCACGCUAACUUGCUCCGCGCAGCCACGUCCGUCAGCGCUGGUAGAGACUGUACUUCACGACAUCUCAGCUGCAGUGACUGUAAAUAUGUUUUCCAAAGAGUGAGGACGUGUGAUGACCACCUCCAGGAGUGUGUGAGUGUGUGGGACGUGCGUCGCUGCUGCCGAGCAGCUGCGAACAUAGUGUCUAAUUUAUUUGUAUAAGUGAUUUGCAGGCCUGUUGUCUGAUGAACACUGUUGAUCACUGUGUCGAUGAAUGACAGAUAACGGAAUGUGAUAAUUUAAGGCCCCAGUUCGGGAUCAGCUCGAGGAGAAAGGGAACGCGCACUGAAACACCUGCAAAGACGAGGCACCUCAAAAUUCAGUGUCACUGCUGAAUCACUUUACAUGUACAUGAGAUUGAUUUUAUACCUUUUUUUGGGGGGGGGGGGGGUCAUAAUUGUCAUUGUUGCUGUCGCUUGUGUCCAAUGAAUCCACUCCUCUCCUGUGAAGUUGUGGUGGGGACUCUUCUGUGCUUCAGAUGCGCCCCCUGCUGCUGAGGAGGCUGCGGCCAGAGAACCACCGGUUGAUGGAGCAGCCUGCAACACAACGCUUUCUCUGUCCUCUCUCCUUUGUCUGGUUUCCUCCUUGUAAAUUGUACAGACUGCAAAUAUUAGCCACAAAAUAUAUAUAUAUUAAAAAAGAGAAAAAUCAGCCGACCCCUUUUGAACUUGUAAAGAAAAGGAUGAAAUUAUGAUAGUAGAAACAAAAAAACUCAAUGCGGAAAAAAUGGAUCUCCGAUGAAUAUGAGAUAUAUUUUAAUGAUCUUUUCUGUGGGAGGGAUACGAGUCUAUGUGUACAAACCUCUGUAUGUUUCAUUUUCAAUCUCAGGUUCCGAUGGACCAAAUAAAUUUUUUUAAAUUAAAA